GUCUAUUUAAAAUGGCCUAACAGAUGCACGGAAUAUAUAUAUAUAUAUAUAUAUAUAUAUAUAUAUAUAUAUAUAUAUAUACUUCUUUCUUGUUGAACACCGAACACAUAUGCAUAUUAAUAUGUUUUUGCUUCAAAGAUGAAUGGGUUCAAAAACAUAGGAAUGCUGAACCACUUGGCAAUAUACUGACGUGUGUCAAAAAAAACUUGACAGCUGACCCGAGAAGACAAAAAAGAAAUAUGAAUACAAAAAAAAAAAAAAAAAAAAAAAAAAAAAAAAAAAAAAAAAAAAAAAAGAAGAAGAAAAACUAACUCUGACGGAACCACGCGUAAAGAAAGUGAGCGAGAAUUCGAGGAACCGAAUACUUCAGCCGUCUCUCCAACGCGCCUUCUAACUAACCAGCAUUUUUGCGGAGCAACAAAAUAUUCCCGUAUGAUUUUGCUUGUAAACAUACGGUGUUGUCCUCCUACAUACGCGGAAUGUCCCGUCGCUUCCAUUCCUGUUAUAUUGUGGAAUGAGGAGGAUUCCCUGACAAAACACAUGGUUUCUCUCUAGACUACGAUAAAUCGCCGUUGAGGAUAAUGGUGACUAAAGCAAUCAGCACCUGACAAAUGGAUUUCCAACAGACUCUGUCGAAGAAAUGAAGAAGAAUUUUCGCAAUUGGAAUAUUUCUGCAUUGCUUGGAUCUGUGAUAUUUGUCGGCAUAGGGCAGGUCAUUGCAGGAUUCCACGUGAAAAACUACAACUACCACGUGGAUGACGAAUAUGAUUAUGAGGAAGAUUACGGAUACGAUUACGACGAAUUGACAACAAGGCGCCCCCUUCCGGCCUUUCUUUUAACUACACCGAAUGUUACAGCAACACGCGGUCAAGAGGCGGUGUUAGCAUGUGCUAUAGACAACAUUGGCCCCAGAACAGUGGUAUGGCGCCUGGCGUCGGAUCCGAACCCACUGACGAUUGGCCAGCUGACGUACGUGGGUGACAAGCGAUUCCACAUGGUGCACGACCCCCUUUCGGUGGAGUGGAACCUCCACAUCAGGAACGUCUCACUGGAUGACGCGGGGGUCUAUGAGUGUCAGGUCAGCUCGAGGACUCGCAGCAUACGGAAGCUAGUCCUCCUCAAGGUGAAAGAUGCACCACAGGAAGCCAUCUUGACACCAAAUAUCACAAUCUCGGGCACAACAUUUGUAGAAAAGGGGAACGGUAUGAAAUUAACUUGCAACGCCACUGGCGAUGGGUACCCGCCUGAUGUAAUGGACUGGUUCAAGGACGGAAUAAAGCUGACGUCAGAUGUACGACGUCAUAUAUCGAUUGAUGUGUCGCUAGCGGAGCGCACGAUCACCAGCCAGCUAGCGGUGGAACGAGCGGACAUGACCGACGCCGGAACUUACGUUUGCCGUACAUCAAAUAGACAGAUCACAAGUUCAAAGGUCAAUGUAUUGAACACUGAAACCAACAACCACAAGAGAGACAUGAAAGACCACGAAAGAUUUGGCGAAUUCGUGGAUUCUUCAGCAGUAAUAUGUACACCUCAUUGGCUACUUCUGGUUGUGUCAUACGUCAUCGUUACCUUGCCAACAUGAUCAUCACGUGACCGCCAGGAAUUGUGCAUAAUUAACUCAGGGAUACAUUUAGUCACUAACGUGUGUGCAGGAAAAAACUAUAUUCGUCGGAUCUAGAACAGUGUGGAUUUUGUCUGUUCUUUUUUCUAGACAUUUGAGAUAGCGUUCAUUCAGAGUGACGAGGUUCCGUUAAACUGGAGAGCGCCUAUAUUAAUACAGUUGUCUUCUAAAGGCAGGGUCACACACAAAUUGACAUUAUAGCUAUGUAGCUAUAAAUAAUAACAAAGAUUUGCAAAAAGAACCCCAAAAAAAGAAGAAGAUUACGACAUCGAAAUUAUAUACAAUAUUUUGUUCGAAAAAUACUUUAUUCAGCAAGCUACACACUCGUCAUAUCCUACUUAUUAUUGAUAUAUUAGCAUAUAACUUAAUUACGACUACGUAGCAAUAAAUCGGAAAAAUCUGAAAUAAAUCGGAAAAAGCAAGACCGAAAUCCGUCGUCCAUUUUUAUUCAUCUAACGGUACUUUUUAAAAACAUGUUUAUAAAAUAUAAAAAAACGAACAAAAAACAAACAAACACGUGGCAUAUAAAAAAAGCUCUUCCACAUAUAAACACAUGGUGUAUAUUUCAAGUCAGUUAAUGCUCGUGACUUUGCCCUCAGUGCGUUAAAUGUCGUGUGACCCUGUCGUUAACAGAAACAACGUGACCUUGAACAACGUGUCAUAGCAGGGAUCAAUGAACUGGAACAACAACAAUAAACUUAUACUUUAUUAAUUUAUUAAUCAUUCUUCUGUUGACGUCCGCGGACAAUAAUGAUACUAAAAUCUGUUUCGGACAUGUUUUUUUCUUUUUAUCAAUAACACUUGUUUCGUGUAUCGUCUUUACGUUCCAUUAUUAACAUUUUCAGAUUAACAUACACUAAUGCUAGGCUCAGACUGUCAACUGCCAGCAGAAAGUUGGCAACCCAGCAUUGCGUUGUAAUUUUCCUCAACUCCCGACUUAAGACGGGUGCGCUCAAAUUAACAACUAAUGGGUUACACGACGAGAAUCGAGUUUUACGAGCGCCCAGGUUAGCAUCUAGACAGUUGUAGAAGACGCGACAGCAGAAAGUUGGCCGACAUUGCCAACUUUCUGCUGGCAGUUGGUAGUCUGAGCCUAUACUAAUAUGAAGGUAUAAAAAGCAGGUUUGACUGUCGCAGCAUCUUACUGGUUCGAAGAGAUUUAACUGGUUUUGCAAAUAUUUUUACAUUAUAUUUAUGGGGCGGUAAAUCGGCCAUUUUGAUUGUUCUUCAAUAAACACCAUCGUUACAUACGAAUGAUGGGCAACUCAA
Molecule: messenger RNA, 2890 nt
Organism: Gigantopelta aegis
Lineage: Eukaryota; Metazoa; Mollusca; Gastropoda; Neomphalida; Peltospiridae
Product: junctional adhesion molecule B-like
Exons: 8
Coding region: 641-1582 (313 amino acids)
Biological process (GO): synapse organization
Cellular component (GO): neuron projection membrane
Source: RefSeq, a predicted model, not a curated record